GGGUGUCCCUUGAAGCUCUCGCUAGGGAUAUAAAUACUGAGCCCUGUCACUCAGACUCACUCCGGCCCGGCCUUCCCUUGCUCUUCUUCCUGUUUGCUGCUUGGAUUUGCUAGCGGUGCAUGAUGGCCCGACCCCUGGAGCGGGCUCUGGACACGAUGGUCUCCACGUUCCACAAGUACUCUGGGAAGGAAGGUGAUAAAUUCAAGCUCAACAAGGCUGAGCUCAAGGACCUGGUCACGAAGGAGCUGCCCAGCUACAUCAGCAAACAAACGGAUGAAGCCAGCUUCCAAAGGCUCAUGAACAACCUGGACAGCAACCGGGACAAGGAAGUGGAUUUCCAGGAGUACGCGACCUUCCUGGCCUGCGUCGCCAUGAUGUGCAACGAGGACUUCCAGGACUGCCCUGACAAGAUGCCACGGAAGGUGUGAAGCCCGGCCCUGGAUGGCAGCAGGGAACGGACACCCAGAAACUCAGCUCCAGGGACAAUAUCUGGGUUGUCUCCCUGCCGUUCCCUGCUGAUAGCGCCUGUCCCCUCCCACAGCCCCUGCAUUAGGAGGCUGGUGUUCUUUCAAUAAAGGUUGCUUUAAAGAAGGUCCCUGGUGUAUUUUGCAAACAGAUGUUUUUUCUUGGUGCCCAGAUACCAUGCUGAUGGGCAGAUUCUUUAUUGUCCAGGGUCACAGGCAUGAAUAAAAAUAGAACCGUGGCUGAUCCUCAC
Molecule: messenger RNA, 715 nt
Organism: Gopherus evgoodei (Goodes thornscrub tortoise)
Lineage: Eukaryota; Metazoa; Chordata; Testudines; Testudinidae
Product: protein S100-A4-like
Exons: 3
Coding region: 120-428 (102 amino acids)
Cellular component (GO): cytoplasm
Molecular function (GO): transition metal ion binding; calcium ion binding
Source: RefSeq, a predicted model, not a curated record